CGAGGCGGGCGCGCGCAGCGCGGGCUCGCCCGGGGGCUCGCCCGUGGGGCCGCCGUGUCGCCCCCACCCCCACCCCAGCCUUCCCGGCCGCUCGUGGCCGGAAGUGGUGGCGACUCCCGGGGGAAGUUGAGGCCCCGGUGGGCGAGGCGGCGCGCGCGGGCCCAGCAGGCCUGACCGGAAACGGUGGCCCCCGGGGGGCCGGUGGCGGCCCCUGGCCUGCCCGCUCCGCUCUCCCCCGUUUUCAAAGGAGCCAGAUCCCGUUGCCGCCCCGGGCGCGCUGCGUGCGGCCUUUGAUCCGGCCGGGCCCAGACAUGGAGCUGCGGGAAGAGGCCUGGUCUCCGGGGCCGUUGGACUCCGAGGACCAGCAGAUGGCCAGUCACGAGAACCCAGUGGACAUCCUCAUCAUGGAUGACGACGACGUCCCCAGCUGGCCCCCGACCAAGCUGUCCCCUUCCCCAUCGGCGCCCCCCGCCGGCGCUCCGCCCCGGCCGCGGCCGCCCGCGCCCUACAUCUGCAACGAGUGCGGCAAGAGCUUCAGCCACUGGUCCAAGCUGACGCGGCACCAGCGCACGCACACUGGCGAGCGGCCCAACGCCUGCGCCGACUGCGGCAAGACCUUCUCGCAGAGCUCGCACCUGGUGCAGCACCGGCGCAUCCACACGGGCGAGAAGCCCUACGCCUGCUCCGAGUGCGGCAAGCGCUUCAGCUGGAGCUCCAACCUCAUGCAGCACCAGCGCAUCCACACGGGCGAGAAGCCCUACGCCUGCCCCGAUUGCGGCCGCAGCUUCACGCAGAGCAAGAGCCUGGCCAAGCACCGGCGCUCGCACAGCGGCCUCAAGCCCUUCGUGUGCCCGCGCUGUGGCCGCGGCUUCAGCCAGCCCAAGAGCCUGGCGCGCCACCUGCGGCUGCACCCCGAGCUGUCGGGGCCGGGCGUGGCGGCCAAGGUGCUAGCGGCCAGCGUGCGCCGGGCCAAGGCGCCCGAGGAGGCGGCGGCGGCGGACGGCGAGAUUGCCAUCCCGGUGGGCGACGGCGAGGGCAUCAUCGUGGUGGGCGCGCCGGGCGAGGGGGCGGCGGCGGCUGCAGCCAUGGCGAGCACGGGGGCCAGGGCGCCGGGACCCCGCUCGCGGCGCGCCCCGGCCCCCAAGCCGUACGUGUGCGUGGAGUGCGGGAAGGGCUUCGGGCACGGGGCCGGGCUGCUGGCCCACCAGCGCGCCCAGCACGGGGACGGGCUGGGGGCGGCGGGGGGUGAGGAGCCGGCGCACAUCUGCGUGGAGUGCGGCGAGGGCUUCGUGCAGGGCGCGGCGCUGCGCCGGCACAAGAAGGUGCACGCCGUGGGCGCUCCCUCGGUCUGCAGCCACUGCGGACAGAACUACUACCGGGCAGGCGGGGACGACGACGACGAGGACGACGACGAGGAGGCGGCGGGCGGGCGGUGCAGCGAGUGCCGCGGCGGGGAGGGCCGGUAGGGGCGGCGGCCCGGGGGGGCGGGGCCCCUCGGGCUGGGCGGGAACGACGGCGCGGGACCCAGAGGCUGGGGCGAAACGGACAGAGGGGCGCCCCGGCGGUGCGGCGGGCCUGGGGCGGGGCGCGCGGAGCGCCCACCAGGCCGCCCGGCCCCUCCCCGCGCCCGCCGUUCGGCCUGGCUUGGCCCCGUCGGUUCUCGGCCGAGCCCGAAUCGAGACGUUGGGUGGGAACUAGAGAGACCAAGACGCGACGAAACCCAUGAGCGGAAGACCAUUCGCCCUCUUUCCUUUCCCUCGCCGACCGGGCUGCUGCGAGAACGGCGAGCCGUGCACCCUUUACCCUCGGAGGGGCCCCAGCAGGAAGGGAGAGAGGGUCCUUUUACCCUUUAGAAUUUUCUUUUAAUCACACUGCCUCCUGCCCCCGCCCGCCUGUUAUUUUCUUCCCCUUCGCGGUCCCAGCCUUUCUCCUCUCCCUAUCCUCCCCCACCCCGCCGGGUCUGGGGUCGCGGAGGCGUGCGGAGCAGAGCGCCCGCGGACAGCGGGUCUCGGCUCAUCCCAGGCCUGGGCGCGGCGGGAAGAGGGCUCGGGGGCAAUAAAUCGCACUAUCCGAUCGUC
This is a messenger RNA of Bubalus bubalis (water buffalo), 2078 nucleotides long. RefSeq names its product zinc finger protein 787 (gene ZNF787). The record is from RefSeq and is a predicted model, not a curated record. Bases 312 to 1466 code for a protein of 384 amino acids. Gene Ontology annotation, biological process: negative regulation of transcription by RNA polymerase II; regulation of immune system process; regulation of cytokine production. Lineage: Eukaryota; Metazoa; Chordata; Mammalia; Artiodactyla; Bovidae. Gene Ontology annotation, cellular component: transcription regulator complex; PcG protein complex. Gene Ontology annotation, molecular function: DNA-binding transcription factor activity, RNA polymerase II-specific; RNA polymerase II cis-regulatory region sequence-specific DNA binding. The transcript is spliced from 3 exons.